GCGCCAACGGCAAGAUGUACUUCUUCAAGGGCUCGCAGUACUGGCGGUUUGACAGCGAGCUGGAGACCACAGGCCGGCCGGGCGUCAGCGACAAGUACCCGCAGCCGAUCAGCAUCUGGCAGGGCAUUCCCAACAACAUCGACAGCGUGCUCAUCUACGAGAACAAGCGCACCUACUUCUUCAAGGGAGACUCGUACUAUCGGUUCAACGACGCCGCCUUCUCGGUGGACGCCUCCUACCCCCGCUCCACAGCCGAGUACUGGUUCGGAUGUACGGGCCAGAUCUCCAAUCUGGUGACACCGUCCAGCGACAACCGUCAGACUACAGCGGAAAUGACGAAGGUCCCUGGAAAUCGUCUACGAUUUUCUCCUCGUAAUUUUCCAUUCAGUGCGAGUGAUGGGGUUCGGCGACUUUCUGCCGAGGAUCGGCGGCUCCGGCGCCGGAGGUCUUCUGCCCAGCCUGCUGCUGCUGCUGCUGAGCUCAGCCGUGCUGGCUGCUGCGCGCUGCUGAGACGGCUGAUCAGCGGUCUGUUGCUGGUUAGGAAGUGCAGUCUCCCGGGAGCAUAUCAAAGACUCUGAGAAAGACGUGUGUCGGAGACGAAGUCACGGUCAGUGUGUCUGCCGCAGUGUCACGUAGUCUCAGUUUCGGAGUCAGUGUCGCGGCGGCAGUAUUCCAGACUUAUUGUCGAGGGCAGUCCCCCGGUGCCUGGCGACACAGUAGUUACAGUGACGGAUAUCGGCCAGUAAGUUGACACCUCGUCUGAGCGGUGUCAGUGUGUGUUGUCUACGCCUGCCGUGCGGCCUCCGUACAAGGACGGGUGGGAUGCGGACCGGCCGCCCCGACCGUCGGACAGCGGAGCUGACCGAUGUAAUGUUUACAAUCCCACCGCCCUGUCCAGCGUCCCAGCGGAACAGAGACACUCCUACUAGCGGGGGGGGGGGGGGGGCUGACUCAGCUGACCGACUCAGCUGGACUGACUCAGCUGGACUGAGUCGUCGGAAGCUGAGUCAAGAAGUACAGCACGGCGCUCGAAUCCUAGGAACGUGACUCGUCAGUGGAUAUGUUAUUGAACCGGGAACCGAGCUGGCUCACGGAGCACUGCCCGCACAAUGAAUGGAAGAGUCGGCUCACGGGGCGGACUGGAGCGCACGUGAUGUCGUGAGGUCACGGGGAGGGAGGGGUAAACGGGAUCCGGGCAUUAGGAGUCGGCCGAACCGGCGCCUUCUGUGAUAGAAUAUGUGUCCGGCGCGUCGGCCGAUUAGUCGAGCUGUGAGCUCGCGGUGAACGCAGAACGGCUCACAUGUUCACGAUAGAAACCAUACUGUGUAGUGUGUGUGCUCUUGUGUGUAUGUAUGUGUUGUUGUGUAUGUGUGUCGAUAGUUAUCACGAGCCAGUAAACACAUAGUUGAACAGAGACAAGCUCCGACUAAACGGCGCUGGCGACGGAGCUAUUGGUGCUAUUCUACAGCCCUAUUUAGUCAAUAUCACUGCUGGAUUAUAUGAAAUGUUUGAGAUAUGUGUUUAUGUGUCAUUAGUGUAUGUUAAUUAUCGAAACUGAAUCUCCUAUAGGAGUUCCGGCCAUUAUCACAACAAAUGUCAGCGAUUAUCCAUGCAUAUUCAUGAUAAAUACAUGCUAACACCAUACACAUUACACAAAA
This is a messenger RNA of Amphibalanus amphitrite, 1658 nucleotides long. Its product is annotated as matrix metalloproteinase-25-like. The record is from RefSeq and is a predicted model, not a curated record. The coding region runs from base 15 to 578 and encodes 187 amino acids. NCBI's taxonomy places the organism in Eukaryota, Metazoa, Arthropoda, Thecostraca, Balanomorpha, Balanidae. The transcript has 4 exons.